AUGAACGAUGUUCGCUACUGGAAAGUGCCGACCGGCUUGUUUAUUCGUGGUUCUGCCGCAGAUGUGACAUUGGAAGACAAACGAUCCUGGUUUGUGAGAACCCACGCCGCGGCCAAUCAAGCCGCGGAUGAGAGGUUCUACCGGCUGGGCUACUGGGUGGCGACCCACCCGACGUUGACCCUGCUCCUAAACCUAGUCUUCGUAGCACUCUGCUCCAUCGGUUUCGUGAACUUCACAAUCGUCACGGACGGUUCUGACUACGCGUUGCUCCUGCUGGAGAGCGCUGUCGAGGGCGGAAACGUGCUCACCAAAGCUUCGGUCGACAUGCUCUGGGAUCUAAACUCCAGGGUCAUGCUCGUUGAGACGGAGAGUGGCAACACCUACACCGACCUUUGCACCACGGAUGCGGAUGGUGUAACGUGCAAGCAGCCGUUUCGUGGGAUCACUCGCUUCUGGGGGAACGACUUCGACAUCUAUGAGGCUGCUGCCACAAGCGAUGCCGAUGUUCUGGCCGCCAUCAACAUGGAUACUUAUCCGGAUGGCCAGGCGGUCUCCCUUGAGGCGGUGUUCGGCAACAGCUUGACGUACGACGCCACCGGGAGCAGCGUAGUGAGCGCCGGCGUCUUCAUGCAGUCGUACGAGCUCGAGCUAACAGCGAACGACGACGAAGAGUUCUGGGAGGUACGGCAGUGGGAGAGCCUGUUUCACGAGCUCGUCGAAGGCAUCAUGGAGGAGCAGGAAGACGGGGGUGGCGACGACGAUGUUGGGGCGAUCUUCAACCUGCGAUACUUCACCGGGAGGUCGAUCGACGACGCCUUGGCGGCGAGCGUCUCCGGAGAGACGUUCCUCUUUGGCAUCACAUACACGACCAUGAUCGUGUUCAUUACGGUGAUUCUCGGAAAGUGCGGCGAGGGGCCCGUCCGAAGGAGGAGCUGGCUCGGCGUGGCAGGCGUUGGGUUCAUAAUCUCCGCCGGAGUCGCCGCGUACGGGCUCAACAGCGCCUUCGGCGUCCCGUUCACGACGCUGUCCCAGGUCCUACCCUUCAUCCUCGUCGGCAUUGGCGUAGACGACAUGAUCGUGAUCGUGUCUUCGUUCGACCAUACCGAUCCAGCCCUGCCAGUUGAACGGAGGAUAGCGGACGCCCUCAAGCGCUGCGGGGUAUCCAUCACCUACACUUCGAUGACGAACGUUGCUGCCUUCAUGCUGGGGAGCACCACCUCUCUCCCAGCGGUCACGGCCUUCGCGGCGUGUCUAGCGAUAGACGCCAACAGGCAGAAGGCGGGCAAGAUGGACUGGCUCUGCUGCUUGAAGGCUGGUGCUCGCUACACCGCUCUCCAAGAGGAUGGUGUUGAACGAAUGCAUGGUCGACCCCCCGAGGCACGCGAGGAUCAGCCCCGCAAAAGCAGUCAAGACGCUAAGGCAAUGCAGAUCACGCCCUUCGGGAGGUUUAUGAGGGAAAAAUACACCCCGUUUAUUCUGUCGACGAAGGGCAAGGCGCUGGUGCUCGUUGGCUCGGCGUGUAUUUUCGCUGCUGGCGUCUACGGCGUCACUCAGGCAACGGAGGGCUUCGACGUUAUCGACCUCGCUCCCGAUACCCACCACGCCCAAUAUUACACGGACCUGGCUAGGGAGUACGAGCUGGAGAUCGACACGCAAUUCAUUCCGCUGUCCGUUUACACCCUUGAAGUGGACUACCCAGACGUUGCCGUGCAGGCGCAGAUUCAGGGAACUGACUCCCUCAUGGUGGACCAGAGGUUCGUCGUCGGCCCAAUAACGUCGUGGCUGUCCGGUCUUCUUUCUUGGACUGCCAACCAUACAGAGUACAGUACCAAUGUCGGUACGUCCGGAGGCUACCCGGUAUACGAAGAUCGGGACACGUUUUAUACCGCCCUGGCGGAGUUCACGCAAGACGGAGAUAACUCGCGAUUCCUGUCGGAUUUCGUCUACAAAACGGAUGGGACUAUUGAGAUCAGCAGGACGACAAUGUAUCUGAUCGAUCUAACAUCAACGGAAAACGGGAUCAACGCCCUCAAAGACUCGAGGGAGGUGGUAGGCGAGUCGACCCUCGACCCUCAGCCGCUCGCUUUUUCGGCAUACUUUGUUUUUUCAGAACAGUUUCUGGUCAUCUACGACGAGCUCAUGAUGAACUUCGUCAUGGCUCUUGUGGCAGUGGCCGUUUUCAGCGUCUUCAUAUUGGGUCGGUGGAAGAUCAUCGCCCUGGUAUGCUUCACCUUGGUUAUUAUCGACGUGGAGCUGCUGGGUUUUGUCUACCACUGGAGAUUGGAUGUUAACAGCUUAACAGUGAUUGAGUUGAUCAUGGCCGUAGGACUGGUGGUGGACUACAUGGUCCACAUCGUUCACUACUUCUUGCACCAGGACCCCGACAGGGACAAAGACGUUCGGAUAGCGGAUGGACUCGGCGAGAUAGGCCCGUCUGUAGUAGUUGGAGCGGCGACAACAUUCCUGGGAAUCACACCCAUGGCGUUCGCGGCCAACCAUGUUUUUCGAGUUUUUUUCAAGAUGUUUUUGAUCAUCAUCGGCUUUGGGGUAAGACGCAGAGCCUCUCCCAUACAGUACCCCCCAAGAAGUGGCCUAGAGGCAUCGGCCGCAAUCUAA
Messenger RNA from Ectocarpus siliculosus, 2616 nucleotides. The record is from the annotation of a GenBank genome assembly. NCBI's taxonomy places the organism in Eukaryota, Phaeophyceae, Ectocarpales, Ectocarpaceae.